GGAGCUGCAGGAGUAGAUUCAGUGGACGGCCGCCAGUGUUGAAGUGGUUGUCAGGGAUGGAGGGACGUCGGUUACUGCUCCUUCCCUUCCUUGUCGGUCUCUUAGUUGACCGGGGUUGUCUCGCGGCGGUAAAGGAUCAACAACCUCAUGCCGCGGCCGCCGAGAGAGACCAGACUCCAGAAGGGUCGUCAUGGAUACCCUACGGCUGGGACAUCGCUGGCAUGGGUCACCGCUACGAGGCUGUGCUGCCCUUGGCUCGUCCACGGCGGCGCCACUUCAGCGACGAGCCCGAGCUGCUGUAUGCCGUGUACGAGUCUCGCCCUGUGCUGGCCAAGGAGGGGCUGACGGACGAGGAGGCGGCGUGGGUGCCUGACGCGGCGCCGCUACGAACCAUCAAGGAACACUACGCUUCGGGGUCACGUGACUUCGACCACCACUUCGGGAUGUCGCCACGAACCCCGAUCACAUACACGGCCCCGCACACCACGCCGCCACUCCUCUACACCGAGGCUCCCACACACGACCCCACGCCAUAUACAGAUGCUACCACACCUUACACAGAGGCGCCCACGCCGUACACAAAGGCGCCCACGCCGUACACAGAGGCACCCACGCCCCACACAACGGCCCCGAAGCCUCACACGCCUCCUCAAGCGCCACCGCUCCCACAACAACCUGAGUACGCUCUUCCCCUGCAGCGGCGCCCUCGUAAAUAUUACCUUACAGGCGCUGGGCAGAACACUCACAAGGCACCGCCUCGCCCCAGCCACUUCGGUUUCAGAAAAUACUACAUUGACCCUGCCACCAAAGGGGCCUUGGAGGGGCCGCCCUACCCUACCCUCUUCCCCGCCCACCCGCCACCCACCUACCCUCACCCCCGCCCUCCACCUACCAUCAGGCAGUAUUUCCUCCAGAAGCCAGGAGACAAGGAGCCCCCAGUCACCAAUCUCACGCCCUUCGAAGUGUACGACAAGCUUCGCAAGACGCGGAUGGUGGACACUGGGACGCACGGCCGGACAGUCCCCGGCGCCCCCACGUCCUGGGUGUCCUUCAGCUCCUCCUCCGGGGCGCCGUGACUCCCUCGUUUUGUUACUAAAAUGUUGUUUUGGGUGCUGUUAUUGUUUUUUGUAUUUUUGAAUAAAAAAAUGUAUAUUAACCCUGUUUGCAUCUAACUGCCUACCUUGCUGUAACAAAAGACUUGUAAAACAGAAAAAAAAAGUAUUAGAAAACGUGGAGGUUCCAGAUGUAUUGUCAAAGACAUUAAGUAGAAUUCAUCCUUUUCUGGGAGCAUUGG
Molecule: messenger RNA, 1294 nt
Organism: Eriocheir sinensis (Chinese mitten crab)
Lineage: Eukaryota; Metazoa; Arthropoda; Malacostraca; Decapoda; Varunidae
Exons: 3
Coding region: 57-1076 (339 amino acids)
Source: RefSeq, a predicted model, not a curated record